AUGGAUAUGCAGUGCUUUCCCCUGCGCAUGUGCAGCCAGCGCCACUUUCCUGUUGCCGGUGCUCCAGCCUCGCUAGUUCUGAGGUUACAAGAGCAGGUGAGCUCUUUGCGGGUCCGCGCCUUCCCGCGGCUGGUGUCCCAGCAUCCAGGUGUGAGCUUGUGUCUAGGGUUCCGGGUUCUAUCUCCGAAAGCGGGUCUGCCUAUCCCAGAGCUUGGCCUGGACUUACACCUGGGGAAGGCGGGCGGGGGCGGGCCCCAGCCCCAUUGGUCUCCGUGGGCGCGGGUGAGGCUGAGCCCUGGUCUGAAGAUGCUCCGCGCAGCAGAAGCAGUUCUUAAUCACCUUGUCCAGAGAGAGCCAGACUUGGUGAUGUCGCCACAUCCAGAAGCCAUCACAGUCUGUGUGACAGUGGAAACUGUGGACCAGCUUGCAGAAGGUGGUUAUCCUUCACAGUUCUCCACACUCUCUCAAGAGCAGCAGAAAAUGAACAUACAUCAGGCAUCAGUGUCAUUCAAGGACGUGACUGUGGAGUUCACCCAGGAGGAGUGGCAGCAAAUGGGUCCUAUUCAAAGGACCCUGUAUAGAGAUGUGAUGCUGGAGAACUACAGCAACCUAGUCUCAGUGGGAAACUGCACUUCCAAACCAGAGGUCAUCUUCAAGUUGGAACAAGGAGAAGAGCCUUGUUUCUUAGAGGAAGAAUUCUCAGACCAGAGUUACCACAAACAUUACAGAGAUGAUGACCUGAUCAAGAGGAAGAAGAGAAUCAAAGACAAACACUUGCAGCAAAGAACUCAUGCUGGAGAGAAAUUUGAUCAAUGUAACAAAAACGGGAAAGCCCUCAGUUAUAAGGAAAAUCAUCCUGGACAUCAAAAGUGCCAAAUUUUGGAGCAAGAUCUUGAAUACAAUGAAACUGAAAAAUUCUAUGAUGCUGCUGCCUAUGUUACAGAUAAGAGUACUGACACAGGAGGAAAAUCCUGUAAAGAUGAUGAGUUUAGGAAAAACUGUGAAAAGAUAAGUCUCUUUGACCUAAAAAGAACUGUGACAGGAGAGAAACAUUCUCAUGUUAAGCAGUGUGGGAAAUCCUCCUGUAAGAAGUCAGCUGUCCAGGAAUACAAUACAUUUAGUAUGGCUGUGAAACACUAUGAAUGUAAUGCCAGUAGGAAUAAUUUCAACAGGAAGUCUUAUCUCACUGAGCCUCAGAGAACUAUCACAGAAGGGAACGCAUUGGUUUAUAAUGACAAAAAACAAACUGGGGAUAAAUCCUUUGAAUACCGUGAAAAUAGGAUAUCAGCCCACAAGGUACGCCAGAGAACUCAUUCUCAGGUAAAACCCUAUAAAUGUAAUGAAUGUGGGAAAUCCUUCUGCCAAAAAGGACAUCUCAUUCAACAUCAGAGAACCCACACAGGAGAGAAACCUUUUGAAUGUAAUGAAUGUGGAAAAACUUUCUCCCAGAAGUCACAUCUCAGCACACAUCAGAGAAUUCACACAGCAGAGAAACCCUAUAAGUGUAAAGAAUGUGGGAAAACAUUUGUCCAGAAAUCAACCCUCAGGGGACAUCAGAGAAUUCAUACAGGAGAGAAGCCCUAUGAAUGUAGUGAGUGUGGGAAGACUUUUGUUCAAAAGUCAACCCUUAGAGACCAUCAUAGAAUUCACACAGGGGAGAAAUCAUUUCAGUGUAAUGAAUGUGGGAAAACUUUUGGCCAGAAAUCAAACCUCAGAAUACAUCUGAGAACUCAUGGUGGUGAGAAAACCUAUCAAUGUAAUGAAUGUGAAAAAUCCUUCUGGCGAAAAGACCAUCUCAUUCAACAUCAGAAGACGCACACAGGAGAGAAACCAUUUAAAUGUAAUGAAUGUGAGAAAACUUUUGCCAGGACAUCAACUCUCAGAGUUCAUCAGAGAAUUCACACUGGGGAGAAACCAUUUAAAUGUAAUGAAUGUGGGAAAAAAUUUGUCCGGAAGGCAAUCCUUAGUGAUCAUCAAAGAAUUCACACAGGGGAGAAACCCUUUAUGUGUAAUAAAUGUGGGAAAACUUUUGGCCAGAAAUCAAACCUCAGAGUACAUCAGAGAACUCAUAGUGGGGAGAAAUCUUAUGAGUGUAAUGAAUAUGGAAAAUUGUAUAAAAAGUCAAUCCUAAAUGUAUCCCAGAGAAUUCAGGGAGGGAGAAAACCCUAUUGA
Messenger RNA from Pteronotus mesoamericanus, 2172 nucleotides. It is a transcript of the gene ZNF510, whose product is annotated as zinc finger protein 510. The transcript has 7 exons. The record is from RefSeq and is a predicted model, not a curated record. Lineage: Eukaryota; Metazoa; Chordata; Mammalia; Chiroptera; Mormoopidae. The coding region runs from base 1 to 2172 and encodes 723 amino acids. Gene Ontology annotation, biological process: regulation of DNA-templated transcription.